Cetraspora pellucida is the source of this 3570-nucleotide messenger RNA. The record is from the annotation of a GenBank genome assembly. Lineage: Eukaryota; Fungi; Glomeromycota; Glomeromycetes; Diversisporales; Gigasporaceae.
AUGGCUACUAAAGAAGAGAUAAUUAACGCAAAGGUUGCUCUUGAUAACAGAUUUUUAGGCCUGCUUUUCCGGCAAAGCGUGGAUCGUGGCCAAGAUCGUUACAAAGAAGUAAUAUCCGAAACUGUUCCUUUUAGGCAGGAAAAUAUUAUUCCACUUCCACCGCGUUUGCGCGAAAUUGUUGAAAGCACUACGCAUGGAAUUCACGUUCUUUUAGGCUGUUUACCUUACAUAAACGCGGUUUAUUUCGUGGUAAAUGACAAUUUAUUCAUUUGGGAAUACGAUAAAGGAAAUAACGAUAAUGCUAUUGCACAUAUCGAUGUACAUCCACUACAAGAUCAGAUCAUAAAAGGUGUAGGACUUGUUAAACCAAAAGCUGGCCGUUUCAUUGAUAAUGCCCAUUAUGUCUUAGUUAUUGCUACGGACAAGGCAAUUUACGUGUUUGGUUUCAGCUCAACUCCUGAUGGGAUAAUUUUUCACGAUAUGUCGUCAGACAGAUAUCGAACAGAUUAUAGCAAGAAAGAGAUUGGCUCCAUAAUCGGUACUGAUGAUGGUCGCAUUUUCCUAAUAGAUGCUGGUGAACUCUGUGAGCUUGUUUAUGAGGAUGAAGGUUGGUUUUCAAAACCAUGUAGACUAGAAAUUCAUUCUCAGAGCUCUAUUAGUCAACAUUUACGAUGGAUCUGGCAAACGUCCUCGGACUACAAAUCUAUCGCAAUUGACGAUACGCGACAUAUGUUAUACGUUAUGUCUGCUUAUCGUAUUGAGGCAUUUUAUAUACAAAAAGAUGCUGCAUUGAGAUUAAUAGGAACAUAUUCAAUUAAUGAUGAUAAAUCGAUGAUGCUUAAAGGACAUUUGGUGUCAAUACAUUCAAUACUGAAUACCGAUUCGCCUUAUUUCUGGCUUCUUGCUGUGACAAAUACGGGGCACCGUGGAUAUUUUACUUGCUAUAUGGGAAAUAGAGGGUAUAAUUGGUGGUUAUACUCAGAAACACCUGCAAUGCUAAAAACAAAAGAACCAAAUGGUUUAUAUAUACUUGAAGUACAUGAUCCACCACCUCAGAAUCAGCAACCCAUGCCUCAACAAACUAGGUUGGAGUAUCAGAAAUUCCGUUAUUCACAUGGUAUCUUCUUUGCACAACGUAGAGAAGGCGGUAUAGAAAUGUUGUCUACCACAAGUCCCAAUUAUGGUCUAAUGUUUAGUAGAUUUAUUCAGAAUCAAGAACCAAUUUUUUCUGAGCAUCAUUAUACUGCACCUCUUCCAAGCAUCUUUGAUAUUCAGGAAGUUUAUGAUCCACUAUAUGACCCCAAAAAAUCAGAUGAAUAUUCAAAUGAAUUGAUAAAUCAGUUCAAUGCUCCAACUCGAAAAUUCAUUUUGUAUACUUUAAACGGAAUUAUAAUUUGGGCAAAACAGCGGCCUGUUGACCACUUGGAAAAUAUGCUUAAAAAAAGUCAUAAUAGAGAGGCAUUAAAGUCCUUUAUUGAAAACUAUGGAACCGAACAGACUACAGCAAUGUGUCUAUUGAUUGCGAAUAAUGAAAGUCACGCGUUUAUGCAAACUUUUGCAGCCUCGUAUAAUACGAUAUAUGAAGGAUUUGCUUUUUGCCUAGCUAGGAUACUUCGUCCUAUUUGGCGUCAAAGAAUUCUCAAACCAAGCCCUAACAAUACCAACCCUGAUAGACGUGAUACGAAUAUUCCUGAGCUAAUACUUAAAAGCAUAGUCUUUAAAUUAACGAAAUUAAAAGAGUUUUGUGAUAGACAUCCGAUGUUCAAGUCGCCUCCGCAAAUGCUCGGUGAUGCUUCAACUGCACAGAGCGCAUCAUUAAGUUCUUUAUACGAUUUGCUUGUUACGCUCUCUGAUGCAAUAGGUUUCAUAUUGCUUAUGAUUGAAUACAAUUUACCAGAAAUUAUAGCAAAUAUUUCCAAGAGUUCACAACAAGUCGUCUUUCAAUCGACUUAUGAAAAAUUGGUUACGGAUCAACAGGUCAGAAGCAGUUGGCAUGAUCUGGUACUCGCGAUAAUUAAAAGAGAAAGCGGACGAGUUGAUAAUCUCAGUCGUAAUCUAGAAUUACGUUGUCCUACUUUUUGUAAUGCGGCAGAAACAAAAAUGUACCAGGGUUAUGAAGCAUUGCAAAGAGCUAAGAAGAAUGAAGACGAACAUACGACCAAAGAAGCAUUACGGAAUUCACUUAACAUAUUUUGUGAGUGUAUCAAUAUUUUGACAUACGGAACUUUAAAUAAUCUAUGUCAAGAUUAUAAGACUUUUGGAUUUUAUGAAGGAGCAAUUGAGCUUUUAUUGAAAGCAGCACAAAGUUUUGACCUAGUACCUGAAAAGCGUAACUCAAUUCUCGAUCUCGUCAUUGAUACUUUACGAGACGCCGGCGUUUUUGCAGAUGGAAUUCAACGUCAUGCGCAUUCGUUUAGCCCGGUUCUUCAGAAGGCACUCAAUUUAGGAACUUCACUAAACGACAGAACCUUCCUUUUCGCUGUCUAUGACGAAUUUUUAGGCGCUGAUUCAAUUCCGCAAUUAUUUCAGCCGCCUGCGCCAUAUCUUGAGGAAUAUUUGAAUUCAUCUACCGAUCUUACGUCACCAAUUACCAGAAAAAAGUUGGAUUUAUACUGUGAUUUCUGUGUUACGCAUCGUCAGUACCUCAAAGCUGCUAAAGUCAAAGAAUAUAUAGCGAAAAACCCUGGAAGUGGCAUUAACCUACAAGAACGGUUACAUUAUUUAAGUCAUGCUGUGGGUCAGGCUGAAAGUGCUAAAGAAUUGAGCGAAACCAGGGAUGUUAUCGAAGCUUUGCAUAAAUACCGUAAUGACCUGGAACUUGCACAAAUUCAAUUUGACAUUUAUAUGGCGAUAUAUAGCAUUCCUGAUAUCGAAUAUAACAACCUGGCAGUAUUAAAAGGGAAGCCGGAUAAAGCAGCAAUGCUUGCACGCCUCGAUCAACAGCUCUAUGACGCACAAACUCUUUUGAAAGAAUUUGUAAUUCCGUUUGGCUUAGUUGAAAGAGAGCUCUCUUUAGUACAUGCCGUAGAAGUUAUACCUAGUCGCGAAGAUAUAAGUCAAAUUUGGAAAAAAAUAAUGCAAAAAGCCACGAAAAAGGCAGGAGAGACUGGAUCGUUACAACCGAUAACUGAAGUUGUAGUAGAAUCCGGGCGAAAAUAUUACCCGCAUGAUCUGCGAGUGUUUCCGAUGGAUACAAUAGUAGGUGAAAUAGCAGAUUAUUUAAUUAAGAGGCGUAUCGAUGAACCCGGUUGUAUUGCAGGGAUUUUGAAGCAGGCGAAUGUUGCGUUUUGUGAUCUAUUUAAUACGUUUAAUACUCUCAUUUCAUUUAGGAGCGCACCAUUCAAUAGUCAAGAAGGAAUCUGCUUAUUGCUAAAAGAGCUUGCGUUUAUUUUAAAUCUAUGGAUGAAGUCUGUUGAGGAACGUUAUGAUAUUGAACCAAGAAGCAUCCACGGAAUGGUAUCAAACUACUUGACAUUAAUAGAUCAUCACUCACUUGGGCAAAGCUUUUCACAUGAAUUUUUAGAAAUUCAAAGAAAACUUGAAACAUUUUCAACAAUCAUGGAAUAUUAA